Messenger RNA from Brettanomyces bruxellensis, 3153 nucleotides. RefSeq lists its product as uncharacterized. Gene Ontology annotation, molecular function: small GTPase binding; tRNA binding. Gene Ontology annotation, biological process: tRNA re-export from nucleus. The record is from RefSeq and is a predicted model, not a curated record. Lineage: Eukaryota; Fungi; Ascomycota; Pichiomycetes; Pichiales; Pichiaceae. The transcript has 3 exons. Gene Ontology annotation, cellular component: cytoplasm; nuclear pore; nuclear matrix. Bases 1 to 3153 code for a protein of 1050 amino acids.
AUGGAGGCGCAAAUUCAGCAAGCGGUUGAGAUUGCCUCGGGCUACAGCAACGAUAAUAGCUUGAAACAACAAGCUUUGGAGUUCAUACAGCAAUUCAAAUCAUCAACUGAUGGGUGGAAACACUGUCUAACCAUUUUGAAUUCGGCUACUGUUUUUGAUGAAAGGGUCCCUACGUUAUCAGAUGACGAGAAAAUUGUUCUAAAGGAUGCUGUAUACUCUUACUUGAAGUACAUCAUUACUAAGGGUACGAUUGAGCCAGUAUUUCUUAGGAAUGCAGUUGCGAAGACUCUUGGUCUUUUAUUUGUUCACUGCACUUUGACUUGUUACCCGACAAUCAUUAAAGAUCUUUUGGGAAUGGCUUCACAGGCUGAUGGUAAUUUUAAUGCUUUGGCAACAGAUUAUUAUGUGAAGACCUUAGUGAUUAUUCAUCAAGAAAUCGGAGAUCAGAUGAUAAUUAAGGAUAAAAAUGACAUCCAGAGAUCUAGCCUUCUCAAGGAUCAUAUUAGAGACAAUGAGAUGAUUGAUAUGGUUAGAUCAUGGAGGCAGGCUCUUGGCCAUUUUUCAUCACCUGAAACUGUGGAUUCUUCGAAUGAUAUAGAGACCAAAGCACUUUUUAGAGAAAUCGUCAUCGGCAUAUUGACGGCCAUAGGAUUUUAUUCAUCAUGGAUAGAGAUUAAUCUUAUUCUCGAUCAAGAAUUUCUUUCACUUUUUUAUCGAUGCCUUACAAGUGAUGAUAGUAAGAUUCAGAUAGAAGCAACAAACACCUUUAUUAACAUACUUCACAAGAAAAUGCCACCUGCCAAGAAGCUUGAAUUGAUAACAUUUUUGCAUUUAGGUAGUUUCUUGAACCAGAUGCAGCUUGACGUCAAGAAUGUAAAAUUUGAAUUUGCACAGGCUCUAGCUCGUCUUUGCCGUGAGCUUGGUAUUGAAUGUGUCCAGGUUUUGGAAAAAAGCAGUCACGAGGAACUCAAGUAUGAUCAAUUUAGGAACACGUGCGUUUCAAAAAUACUUGAAAUUAUGCCAUUAAUUUUCAAGUUUCUAGAGAACGAAUACGAUGAUCUAUCACUCGAGGUCUUUCCAUUUAUUGGGGCAUAUCUUUUAUUUUUGGAGAGGAACCUUGUUAAUGAAGAUCUUGACUUUUCAGCGUUGGAUAACGAUCAAAUUCUGACCUCAUUAUUAAAUAAGAUUAUUCUCAAGAUGAGAUAUGACGAUAGUGAUGAUGGUGAUGACGAAGAAUCAAUUGAGCUCUUCAAUGAUGUGCGUUCAAAACUUGCAUCUUUUCAAGAUUCGAUUGUGGUCAUAAAUGAUACACUUUCUUUGGAUGUUAUGAUAGAAAUAAUUAGGGAUAUUGAAUUAGGCUUAUAUCAGCUGAAUUAUUACAGUGAGAUGCUUAGAAAUAACAAGAUGAAUCUUCCAAAAACUAUGAUAAAUUCAUCUAGACCUUAUUUUGUGUUUAAUGAGAUGUUGUGUAAGAUAGUGGAUAAUUCAACAACUAUCCUUGUUAGUCAUCCAUUAAUUCAACUUCUGUUUUUUGAAUUAAUAAUGAAACAUUACACUUUCUUCACAAAUUCAAAUAUUCAGGUGGAAGGAGUCAAUAAAAAUGAGACACUACUCAAGGUUCUUAAAAUAUUUGUUUCAAACUUUGGCGUUUUCAGCGAGAACCCGAAGGUGAAGUUUCGUACUUGGUAUCUUUUCUACAGGUUCAUUAAAUUGACUCGUCCGCAAGUGGAUGAUUACGUGAUUAUUGAAUUGGUGAAGAGUGUGACAACACUUUUAGAUUUUGAUUUCUCUAUUACGGCAAAUAAGAAUAACUCUGAUUUACAUGACGUUGAUUUGACGUUAGUGGAGGAAUCUGGUAGCUUUGAGAAUCAAAUGUAUCUUUUUGAGGCGAUUGGAAUUCUUGUUACUUUAACUAAUGACGAGAAUAAGGGAACUAUUGUUUUGCAAGGUGUUUUACAACCACUUUUCUCUAAUUUGGAGAAAUGCAUAAAUGCUAUUGACAAUAUUAAUCUUGAACUUCUUUUACAAGCACAUCAUUCAUUGCUUCUAAUCGGAACGUUAGUAAAGGGAGUUGAAGGCAUUAGGGCUAAUCAACUAACCGAUAAAUUUGUCGGGAUCCUUGAACAGAUUUCCCAAGUGGUACUUAUAACUUUGGAAAAAUUCGAUGACUACAAUGUUGUUCGGGAAGCAUGCUCGUUUUGCUUGGUUAGAUUACUCAGCUUGCUCUCAAAAUUAGAUACAGAGCACAGCUCAAUGCUACAGGAUAUCUCAUCAAAGUACUUUACAAUCACAAUGAAUGGUUUUGAGAAAAGAAAAAUGCCUGAGGUUUCAAACUUUCUCAAUUUUGUGUCGCAAAUAUUUCAUUUCUGUGGCAAGAGCGAGCCAGUCUACGGUUUAUUAGCAUCACUAUUGGCCCCGCUAGUCCAUAAGGUGGUCGCAUUUAUUAAUCAAUCAACAGAGAACAUAGGAGAUGAUAUAACUAAGAGGGAUGUUUUAGAGCUUCAAAGAUCAUUUAUUUCCUUCCUAACAUCCGUGUCCAGUGAUAAUAUGGACUCAAUAUGGAUUGUGAAUGACACAAAUAAGCAUGCUCUUAUUGCAGUGAUCAAUUUGAUGCUCAGCUACAGUUGUAGCUAUUUAGAAAAUGAUAUUUCUCUUGUUAAAGCAGCUCUUACGGAACUAAUUGCAUUAAAUAAUAGCCUUGGAACCGGACAAGUUUGGCACAAAAACGAUACAUUCAAGAAUGAUAAUAAUGUAUUCGAAAAAGCGGAUGAGAUUUUAGUGGGUAACUCAUUCCUCGUGUGUAUUGAGCUCACAUUUAAAAUUAGGGACAAACAUGUAUUAAAGGAUGCACAAUUUAGAAACGGUGUUCUUUUAGAAGUUACACGGUUAAUGAGGACAAUAUCCUUUACUGGAAAUUAUGUUCCUGACGCAAAUACGUUAAGGCGGGAAAACGCAAAGACGAAAGGUGCCAACGAACAAACAAACGGAAAUGACAGCGUCUCUAUUCAGAAUGCAUCAACCUGCCAACAAAUGGCUAAUAUAUUAAUUAGCCAAGUGGGCUUCACACCUUCUGAUGCGGAAGAGUUCAUACAUAGGCUGUCUCAAGCUACGGAUAGAAACUUCACAAAAUAUAUGUUGAGUCUCAUAAAUUAA